CAAUAUUUUAUGUAUGUUUUCUUGUGUUCAUUUUAACAUGUAGUACUUUGCCUUGUUUUUCGCUUAAUGAUUAACUGCUUCAAGCUUUUGGAGAAGGCGCUAUAUAUAAAUUAAAUUUGUUGUUGUUAUUGUAAAUUCGCCCCACCAAUAAAGAAACAGUCCAGUGCAGAAGUUACGUAACGACAUGAAAUUCUGCGUCUUGUCAGUAACCUCACCUGUCUGGCAUUCUUCAGUGUUAUGAAGCCAGUGUGGGACAGGAAACACUCUCAGGUGUCUGACCCCAAAACACCUGUGCUUUUUUACAAAAGUUCCUCCCACCUUCAAGUUACAUCAUCCGAAGGAGGCUUUGCUAGCCUUUAAACCAAAUCUCACUCUUAAAACUGCUUUUUUUGCUCGUUUUGACCAGAGUGCCCUUUUAAAGUUACAGACAUUAUCAUGGCAACGGCCUGGUGCAUAUAAUUGUAGACACUGUCAUUAGACGUCAUUUCCUUGUGUGAAUCCAAGUACUCCAUAAUUCAAUUACCUGGAAGACAGCAGGCAUUUAAAAUGCAACACACCUUUCUGUUGUCAGAAUUUCAUUUCAUCAAACCACCGAAGAGGAAAUCUCUUCCCAAGUGUAAGUUGCAUCUUCUCUGCUGACUACACGUCGUAAAAUUUUGCAUGAGAACUGGAAGCCACAUCUAGCUAGCAGCGCAACCUAUUCACCAACAAAAACCCUGUUCAGAUUCAUGUGAUGUGAAUGAAUGAUGUACAUCAGCUUGAGUGAUUGUGUCUUACUGAUCUCUGAAGGUAAGUCCUAUUUAGUUGAUCCCUCGGACAAACACGAGAGAGGCCUUGACUGCACAUAUAUGGCUUUUUCCUCAUCUACAACCUUUAUCGACAGGUGGAUGAGAGUCUGCUACUCCUCUUCAGUGGUCUUCAACUCCUCUUCCUUGACAACUGCAGCACCAGCACUCCGUUUCAUCUGACAUCGUUUUUAGAGCUUAGACUUGCCGACAUGUCUAACAACUACUACAAAAGCUCGCCAGAUGACUAUAGAUCACGUCAAGACAUGUAUCCGGAUUCAUACCAGCGGGAUGAUGUUUACAGGCAGAGAACUAGAUCAGCAUCUCAGGAGACGAUGCACUCAGCAGCAUCUUCCAGCAGGCCUGCGGACUCUUCUGCUCUUGUACCUGGAAAGGCUCUGUCCUUUCUCCAGAGCUGUGGACUGGAUGCAAGUGACCUCUCCCUGCUUGCAGAACUUCCUGAGCAUCUCAUUACAGUUGAAACACUUCCCAAACUACUUUUACAGCUCAAAGAAAGUAAAUUGUCCAGCUCGUCUUCAUCUAGGUCCAGCACCGCUCAGCCUUGUGCUAAAACUUCAUCUCAUGCUUAUGAAAGUAGCACCCAUGUCCAGGCUGUUGGUUAUUCGUUAGAUCGGUCUGUGCGUCCAUCUUACCCCCUUCCUCCAGAUCAAGUUCAAAGCUGGCAAGAUCGUUGGGGGAACCGUCGAAAAACCUCUAGCUCUAGCUCGGGCACUGACAGUAAAACAAGCACCAUUGUGGACUACAACCACUCCAGGGAUGGACUCUAUUACAAUGAACAACCUUACACCUCUGCAGCGUCAAACACGUCUUCAACUAUUUCACACUCUUACACUGAUUACAGCAAAGGCCCCACGCAGAAUUCUGAGCCUUCACAUGUUAUUUCAGCAAGCACUGUUUUUAAAGUGCCUACCAGAAAGGAGGCCUCAGACUUCCAUGGCAUACUUCCUCCAGUUUUUCCUUACGCAUGUGUUCUCUGCAACAUUACUGUCUUGACUGAGAAGGAAUGGUCAGUGCACAUUAGAGGGGCUCAGCAUGCUCACAAUCAGCUCGAACUUGUGAAAAAGUACCCGGAGUGGGAUCAGAAUGUUGAAUCUGCUAAAAGGAAUGCGCGCCAAGCAACACAACAGCCCAGAUCCACCAAGGCAAAAGAUCCGUAUCAAAGUGUGCCUAGUAGGAAGGAAGUCUCGGACAUCCAAGGCAGAAUUCCUCCAGUAUUUCCCAUCCCUUCUGAAAAAAAGGACUUGUCAGGGGAUGUUAGGAGCACUCGGCAUGAUAACAGCCAGCUCGUGGAAAAGUACCCGGGGUGGGAUCGGAACAUUGAUUCCACUAACAGGAACGAGAGCCAAGUGGCAACACAAGCCAAGCUUUUUGAGAAUCGAGAACGACAUUAUAAGACUCCUACCAGGAAGGAGGCCUCCGACUUCUGUGGCAAAGUUCCUCCAGUAUUUCCUUACGCGUGUGUUCUCUGUGAUAUUACUGUCCUUUCUGAAAAAGACUGGUCAGUGCACACUGGAGGCGUUCAGCAUGCUAAUGGUCAGCUCAGGCUUGUGGAAAGAUAUCCGCAGUGGGAUCAGAAGAUCAGAUCCGCUAGAAGGAAUGUGGCUCAGGUGAUAUCACAAGCCGCAUCCACAGAGACAAAAGGUGGAUCCCAAAAGGAGAACAAAAAAAAGAAUAUUUCAGACAAGGAAAAAAGAUCCAACACAAAGACACCACCAAAAGAUCAUGGAAGAGUGGUCUGUGUUACCUUUGCAGCCAGUUCAGUGGAUGAAGAAUACCUGAAAAAAUUGCUUGGACAGUUUGGAGCAGUCGUGAAAGUCAUGAUGUUCCCUGCACUGGCUUUGGUGGAAAUGGGAUCAAAAGACCAGUCAGGGGAUAUAGUGAAGUACUUCACUGAUAAUCCAUUGGCUGUUGAAGGAAAACGAAUUGAAUUUUCCAUCUCUACUACAUUCAGUUUUCUUCAGAGUUCCCGAGUUGUGAGCUUCUCCCCGUUACCUGCUGGAGAUGGGACUACUUCAGAGUUGAUGGCCAUUGCUAAACGGUUUGGAUCUGUAAAAACCUCAUUGUUCCUGCCAAGCCGGGGCUAUGUGGAAAUGACUGAUCCAGCAGAUGCAAAGAAAUUGGUUGAACACUUUAUAACGAAGCCACUCAAAUUAAAAGGAAAAGCAGUUCAAGUGACCUUUUCCACUGAAUAUGACACGCUAAUAGACUUAACAGUUGAUGAGAAAGCUCAAUCACUGAGCUCUUACUCACAGGGGAGGUCAAGCCCAAGAAGACGCAGUUCUCAAAGGGAUAGUCCAAGCCCAAAGAGAAGAAGACGCUCGUCAGAGAGAAGACGCUCGUCAGAGAGAAGACGCUCGUCAGAGAGAAGACACUCGCCAGAGAGAAGACGCUCGUCAGAGAGAAGACACUCGCCAGAGAGAAGACGCUCGCCAGAGGGAAGACACUCGUCAGAGAGAAGACACUCGUCAGAGGGAAGACACUCGCCAGAGAGAAGACACUCGUCAGAGAGAAACUGCUCUUCUAGAAGCUCCAGAUUAAAUGAGCAAAAUGACAGGCAGCACUCCAGGGACAAAUCGAAGACUUUGUCAAAGGCGUCAUUGGUUUCCUCACAUUGUUCUAAUAAUGAUGAAACUACAAAGCCACAAAGUGAGGAUACUGAAGUUAAGAUAAGUGUCAACAGUGACAUUGUUGCAAGCAUGGAUUCAGACAGUGACCUUGAAGGAUUAGCAGUUAUAGCAGAUGAUGGGGAAGAAUUGCAGCAUGAUGAUGAUGAGCCCAUAGAUCACCACAAGAUUGACCAAGAGCAGAAGACAUGUGAAGAAGUUGCCCAGCAAGAUGAUCAGACAUCCAGUAUCUCAGCAGCCUUCCCUAAGCAGGAUGCAUCUUCUGGUAGGGAAGAGGUGAAGCAUUUGACCAGACAAAGCCAGGAGAAUUCACCUUCAGGCUCAGUGGGCAUUCCAAGUGUUCAUUCAGAUGUGAAAGUAGAGACUUUACAAGAUGCUUCAAAGACUUCAGAUAGUCUGAAGAAGAACCAAAAAGAUGAGGUCCUGGAUAUAGAGGAGGACUUUGACUUCCCAGAAAGUCUUGAGAACUGCAUCACCUUAGAUGAACUUGUGGAGGAAACUUCUUCAGAUUAUCAAGAAUCAGACAAACAGAAUCCUUCAACUCCGACAGCUGAGGAAAUACUGGAUGAAGAACCCACAACCAUAAAUCCCCCACCUCUUUCCUCCUAUAUGGACUCUGAAGAAAACAAAAAACAGUCAGAAUCACCUAAAGAAGAAAACACUGACAGUACAGCUGCUGAGACUAAGGCCCCAGAGCAUGAAUCACUAAAUACAGAUGACCAGUGUUUGGAGCAACAGGACAGAGAGAAAGACACAAGUAACAUCAAGGAAGAGUUUGGGAAAGUCCUUGAUGUCAGAAAUCUUCCAAAGGCUGAAGACUACACAGACUCUGAUUUUGUUAACAUUGCAAAGCGAUAUGGAGAAGUAAAGCACUACCUGUUGAUUCGUGAUUGUAGAAAGGGCUUUGUUGAGAUGGUGCAUGCCUCUGAUGCUGAGAGAAUUGCUGCCGAUUCAAAAAAUCAAGAUGUUGCAUUGCGUGGUAACGCCUUGAAGAUUAAAGUGUCAGUGAAAUACAGCAGUUUGCCAACAGCAGGGUUUAACCCUGAUUCUGAUGAUGAGGAAAACACUAAAAGAGCAAACUCUGAGGACUCUACCGAUGAUAACCAGAGUGUUGCUGGAGCUGAGUCUGAAAAACCAAAUGAGCCAGUAGGCACAGAGUUUGUCCGUCCUGUCGUGGGCUAUUUCUGUAACCUGUGCAAUGUUAUCUAUGCCAGUGAAGAAGAGGCAAAAGAUGAGCACUGUAGGAGCCCCUCACACCAUGAGAAACUGAAGGAGCACAAGAAGAAUGCCUCAGCAUGAAGGUUCCAUUAUUACUCAGUGGAAAUAAAUGUAAUAUGUACAUGAGCACUGUAUACACUGAAGGUUGCUUUUGGUCCUUGAUGUGGUUUUACACUACUUUGCAAAAGGACGUCACCUCCUCUGUUUUCAUGUGUAGUGCAGUAAAAGUGUACCUUCCCAUUUUUCUCCAGUGUCAGCCUUCUAUUAUGUACUCAUCAUUUCUCUGUGAGAUUUUUUUUUAUCUUUGAAAGAAUUCAUAGAAAUUGUAGUCUAUUUUGGAGAUAUGUCAGCUGAGUUAGGCUUAAAAUUGUGAUAUUGUAAAAUGACAGUGACAUACAUACUGUCCUGUUUAAAAUGUAUACAGUCAUGUACACAUAUAAACACACUACAAGCCAAAAGUAUAAGCCAUCAAUGAUUUUUUUAGCUUGAAAAAAAUCUUAAUAUCAGUUAGGUCCCCAAAAUAUUUAUUUGGUUUGCAGCAAUGUGCUUUUAUUCUGGUUUUAUUAUAUGGGGGGGAAAACCUUCACACUUGAAAUAGUUUCUUACAGUUGACCAGUUUAAAAUGAUGUCUUGACUCAUCUCGCUCCAGGUUCAGUCAACAGAAUAAUAUUUACUUAUAAAAAGUGUAUCUCAUCAUUUUCUUGUAUAGCUCUUUUCUGGAUCACAGGAAUCUUUCCCCAGUCUGUUAAAGAGCUCAUGAUUUUCUCAGUCAUCACCAGAACUUCUUGGAGUCGAAAUGCUUAGAUUUGAUAUCCUUUUUUUUCUUAAUAAAGAAUCAGUAAAUCCUUCAUUAAUAUUA
Messenger RNA from Pygocentrus nattereri (red-bellied piranha), 5507 nucleotides. It is a transcript of the gene matr3l1.1, whose product is annotated as matrin 3-like 1.1. Gene Ontology annotation, molecular function: RNA binding; zinc ion binding. The record is from RefSeq and is a predicted model, not a curated record. The transcript has 27 exons. The coding region runs from base 998 to 4729 and encodes 1243 amino acids. Lineage: Eukaryota; Metazoa; Chordata; Actinopteri; Characiformes; Serrasalmidae. Gene Ontology annotation, cellular component: nucleus.